This is a messenger RNA of Zingiber officinale, 2366 nucleotides long. RefSeq names its product cytochrome P450 81Q32-like. Gene Ontology annotation, molecular function: heme binding; oxidoreductase activity, acting on paired donors, with incorporation or reduction of molecular oxygen; iron ion binding. Bases 87 to 1343 code for a protein of 418 amino acids. Lineage: Eukaryota; Viridiplantae; Streptophyta; Magnoliopsida; Zingiberales; Zingiberaceae. The record is from RefSeq and is a predicted model, not a curated record. The transcript is spliced from 3 exons.
AAUUCUAGACGUUCUUCUUUCCUGAGCUUCGCUAUAAAGUAGACUUGGUCACUGCGAUUUCUCUCCAAAUUUUUCUACACUCCGAAAUGGCUCUUCUCCAGUUCCUCCUCCCCUCUCUGUUUCUCUUCCUCUUCAGUAUUCUUCUCAUAUAUCGCCGUCAGCGCCAAAACCACCGCCGUCUACCGCCCAGUCCCCCUUCUUUUCCGAUUUUAGGCCACCUCCACCUCCUCAAACCGCCGAUCCACCGCCCUCUUGCCGCCAUCUCUGCCGCCCACGGCCCCGUCGUUCUCCUCCGCUUCGGUUCCCGCCCCGUCCUCCUCGUGUCCUCUCCGUCCGCCGCCGAAGAGUGCUUCACCGUCCACGACGUCGCCUUCGCGAACCGCCCCCGCUUCCUCGCCGGCAAGAUCCUCGGAUACGACUUCACGGCCAUCCUUUGGGCGCCCUACGGGUCCCACUGGCGCGACCUCCGCCGCGUCACCUCCGUGCACUUGCUUGCGCCUGGCACCCUACGCGCGUCCGCUGACCUUCGCAGCGGGGAGAUCAGAGCCCUCGCGCGGAACCUCUUCCUCCAGCAAGGCGCCGGCAGCGGUGGCGCGCCGAGGAGGCUGGAUCUGAAGUCGACUUUGUUCGACCUCGUGUGCGCCAUCAUCGAACAGCUGGUGGUUCCGCUGACGGGGGAGACGCCAGAGCAGAGGCUGAUCGUCAGGGAGAUGGUGACCGAGGGAAUACGGUUGAGCGCGGCGGCCGCGAACGCAGGGGACUACAUGCCGGCGUUUAUGAGAGUGGCGUGGCGCGGGCUGGAGAAGAGGCUAAUGAGGCUUCGGAGGAGGAGGGAUGAGUUUUGGGGAAAACUCAUAGUGCUGCACCGAGAGAGACGACAGAUCCAGGAUAAUGGCGGUGGCGGCGUGGAUGGGGAAGGAAGAAAGACAAUGAUGGACGUUAUGUUGUCAUUGCAUAACAUCGAUCCGGAACGCUACACGGAUGACAUCAUCAAGGGCCUAAUGAUGGCCGAGGCUGUUUUUGUGUCCCCUUCAAAGAAAAGCCGACAGCAAACGGAGCCAGAACCCAAUGCCUCCGAGCUCCUGCUAAUCAGUGCUUGGCGUCGGAGGAGCCUCUGCUGUUCCCGACGGUCGGCGACCAUAGAUCGGCGCCGUUGCUGCUGCCUACGUGCUCCGUCUCCGACACCGGCACCAAGCAUAGCCCCCGGCUUCGCAGGUGCGCAUAGGAUGGCAAGCCGUGCAGAUACGGAGAACUUAGAACUUGCAACGCCAGUUCAAUUGAAAGGGACGAGGACCAGUAUAAAGGUCCUGUCAGAGACAGAGAAGAAAGAAAACAUCCAUUAACGUGCUUAAAGAAAGAGCACUACACCUGGACUUGGUCAUGCAGGAAUCUGAUGUAUCCCUGAGCUUCAUGCAGAACAGAUGCUGUAUCCGACUGCCAUGAUCCGCACAGUCAAACUCAAAUCAAACCUUCUGAAUUACUGCUAAUUUAGGUAUUAGGCAAAGGAAAUUGAAGGAAAGCAUUGACUUGAUCGAUCUUACCUUGCCGAAGGGUGAAACCAGUUGCUGCAGUGCCAUAAUUCUUUCCCCCAACUUCUCCUUCCUUAUCAUGAUCGUGCCUGACGGACCAGGAGAGGCCACUGUUUUGGGCUUCUUGGUGCUACUGGCCGCCACUCUCCGUCGUCCUCUGCUUGCAGUUUCCUUCUCUCGAGCCUUUCACGGAGUUACUUCUACCUUCAUCGGUAAGAAAUAUAUUGAGAAAAUUAAAAGGACUCACCUUGGUGGGGGACUGAGAGCGGGUGAUGAUUGUGGAAGGUGGAGAAGAGAGAGAAGACAGAGAAGAGUCAGUUGACUUCUGGGAAGCCCCGCGCACUACUGCCACAGUCUCUUCCUGCUUCACACCGAAACAGAGCAUCGCGGAGGAGUAGAAGGAAGACGACGAUGAAGAGAGGCAGGACGUGGGCGAGAAGACGUAAUCUUCUUCGUCGCCCGACCGCAACAUGUCCAUGAAGCUCUCGUCGUCCAUUUGGCCACCGAACCCCUUUUCUUCCAUCCAAACGGAAACGAGGCAGAGUAAAAAUUACAGAGCACAGUUCCUUAUGGAGUCAAUAGGCUUCCUCACGCUCGAUCUGGAGAAGUAGCACUAUGGCAGGUUUGGAGAAGUGUCCGGAAGAAGAACAAGUGAGCCCGAGCCUAGCUUUUUGUUGGCUUCUUCGCCGCUUUUGGCAUCACCUAGGCCGCAGGUGGGCGGGUGUCUGUCGCUGCUUCUGCUUUUGCUUGCUUGCCUUUUUGUUGUCUUUCUCCUGUUGUGUCUGCUAACUUUGGAUGCUUCGAGUUCGCUUUAUUUUAAGUUUCAGGUUUAGCGUC